AAAUAGGAAUGAGACCGAAUCAUUAAACAAUCCCAUCAUUAAAGUGCUGAACAAUACCGAUGAACGGAACAUUAUAAAAUGGUGAAAAUUCGAAUAAUUGUUUUAAUUUGUUUAUUAAACAUAGUUUUGGGCGUGUGUGGUGACAGUUCCGAUGUUGAAAGUAUAGAUGGGGUGCCUAUGAGGCAGGAAAUACUUGGUGCUAUUGGCGAGGAUAACACAGAUCCAAAUCCCAACGAAAAUGGAUUCUAUCCAGAUAACAACAGCUACGCUCCUCCACCAAUACCUGGAGCUUCCAUAACAUACCACAGUCCUUCUGGAAAAUAUAUAACCUACUAUGAUAACAAUUACGAUCCUAUGCGUUCAAAUGUUGCUCCCCCACCCACCGACCAAAGAGGCGGCACUGGUCUGCCAUACACCAUAACAGAAGAUAGGCUCCGGGAUAUACGUUCCCUGUUCCUUUAUCCAUAUUACAACCAGGGUGGUGGAGGGGAUAACGAUGGAGACUACCAAAAACAAAUUCAGGCCUCCACUACAAUUGUCCAUAAAAAUCUGAACUUCCAACUCCCUUUCUUCGGGUUCAGAUACAAUUAUACGCGCGUUUCCCUUAAUGGUUAUUUAGAGUUCAGCGAUCCACCCCCAACCUAUGACAAAUAUCCCUUGACCUUCCCCAUGCCUGGAUGGCCAAAGGUUAACGAUCCGGCCUUUAUCGGUAUUUUCUACAGCAAGUGCCGGAUGGGCUUGCUGAGGGCUGAAGAUAUGGAUAGAAGGAAUCCUGGAGUGUAUUUCAGACUAGAACGGGAUCUCCGGGACAGGAUAGACCAGAUGGGCGUUGAAAUUAGGGAGAGGGUCAAAUGGGACAUCAGGGAAGGAGUAAUAGGAACCGACAGUUUUGAUCCAAAACACGCUAUCAUCGUCACUUGGAAGAAUGUUUCGUUUGCUGGGGGAAUAUCUGACAGUUUGAUGAGGACAAAUACCUUCCAACUGGUUCUUGUGACUGACGAAGUUUUCACGUAUGCCAUAUUCAACUAUCUAAACCUAGGCUGGACAACACAUACCGAAGCGAGGGGAGAUACCACUACAGGAGAAGGUGGUACUCCGGCAUUUGUAGGCUUCAACGCGGGAAAUGGUACCAGAAGUUUCGAAUACAAGCCGUACAGUCAAGAUUCAGUGAUUAGGGAUCUCACCGCGACAGGAUACGCUAAUGGUUUUCCGGGAAGACAUAUAUUCAGAAUAGAUGAAAAUAUUCUGCUGGGUACUUGUAACAAGGAUAUAGAUGCUGGACGCCUGGACCUUAUGUUUGCUCCUGAAAGUGGAAACAUGUUGGGAGGAACUAUUGUUAACAUAACAGGUCCCUGCUUUGAUCCUCAUCAAAAAAUUACUUGUAUUUUUGAUAUCGCUCCUCCUGUGGUCGGUGUUGUGGUCAACAGAAAUCGAGCUAUUUGUGUGCAACCCCCUCUGAUGGCUGAGGGUUGGGUGAGAUUCGAAAUAGCUGUUGGUAACGAAAGAUUCAAGUGGAAAGGAAGAUAUUUUGUAGAAACACCUUCUAUGGCUGCGCAGAAGAUUUUCUUCUCCGACAUGACGUACCACGACAAAUCCCCAGCAGAAAUUCGUAUAUCUUGGGAAAACAAGAAUUUGACAUCGAACAUAAACGCAAACAUAAGAAUAUCAUUGUGGGGUUACAGAGAGACCCUUGUAUCACCACAGUUCGUAUACAUAACAGAGUUGGCUUCGAAUGUUCAGAAUACUGGGGAAUACGUUAUUGUCCCAUCUCAGUAUAGGUUGAAUGACAACAGAUUCCAGCAAGACAUAACGGUCGGAUUUAUUCAGAUUAACUUGACUGAUUCAGUACCUGUAGGAAAUACUAGUGUCAAAGUAACACCCCUAAUAUGGAGUAGGCCGAUUCCACUAGCCUGGUACUUCGGUCCACAAUGGCAGAGGAUGUAUGGAGACAAUUGGCCGAUGGUGCUGUGUGACAACUGGAUCAAAGAUGAUAGAUACCUGAGUAAUUUCGCACAUGAACUUCCCCAAUGUCCAUGCACCUUACAACAGGCGUUGGUUGAUAAGGGGAGAUACAUGCCAGAUUUUGAUUGCGAUAGAGAUUCAAACCCCUUGUGUUACUAUCAGGAGAAUGCCCUACACUGUGUUCGCUCAGGAUUACCAACAAAUGAGGGAGGCGAACAGCAGUGCUGCUACGACAAAAAUAACUUCCUGAUGCUGUCUUACGACCAGAUAGGUGGUUCCAAUCCCAGGCGAUCCCAUAAUCUCGGCUUGAAUCCUUACACGGAAUCAACGAAAGUUCCUGCUCUCUCUCAGUGGUACCAUGACAUGAUCCCCAAAUUCGCCUGUUGUCGCUGGCAAGACAACCAAGCCGUAGGUUGCGAAACGUUCAGAUUCGAAAGAAGGCCAACCCAAGACUGCACAGCCUACCAAGGUCCUGCUGUUGCCGGGGUAUACGGCGAUCCCCACGUCAUUACUUUCGAUGGGCUAGAGUACACUUUCAACGGAAAAGGGCAGUUUGUUCUUGUCAAGACUAACGUUGCGUCACAAAGGUUGGAAGUUCAGGCAAGAUUCGAACAGAUGCCUCCAAAUCAAUUUAAAGAGGUGAUGGCAACACAGCUUACCUCUAUAGCUGUUAGAGGUAACUCGUCCACAAUCAUUGAAGUGAGAAUAAGACCGAAAGAAGCCAGAUGGAGAUAUAGGUUAGAUGUUAUUGCCAACAAGGAGAAGAGGCUUUUCUUCGAUAGGCCUUCGUUGAAGUUCCAACAUUUUCCAGGUUUAACAGUCUAUACACCAACAUACAAUUUGAAUCAAUCAGAAGUGAUCAUCAUGCUCGAUUCAGGAGCUGGUGUUGAAGUGGUGGAAAGCUUGGGUUUCAUGAGCGCAAGAGUUUUCCUCCCUUGGACAUUUAUAAACAAAACUUUGGGACUAUUCGGUAACUGGAGUUUCGAUAUGACCGAUGAUUUUACUGUACCAGAUGGAACAAGAAAACCUAUAGUCACCAACAUAAACGAUAUGCAGAGUGUCUAUGAUAACUUCGGCAAACUGUGGAUGAUAGACGAUUCUGAAGAUAUGAAAAGAGGACAAUCCCUCUUCAUCAACGAGUUCGGACGAACAGCUGCAUAUUACAAUGACCUCGAUUUCACACCUGAAUUCAGUAUGAACAUCAAAGAUAUCUUACCGUCGAACAUAUCCACCUACUACAUCGACCAAGCCUAUCAGGCUUGCUCGAACAAGGACUACCAAUGUUUGUACGACUACGCAAUGACUCUGAAUAAGGAUUGCGCAUUCUACACCACUAUUUUCAAAUCCGGAUUGAAAGCUAUAAGGGAGGCCAGCAGUCAACGGACCAUUUCCUGCGGAGUUCUAGAAACUCCAAGGUUUGGUUGGAAGUCCAAUUUCUUUUUCACCCCUGGCAGUAAGGUGAGCUUCGAGUGUGCUCAAGAUUUCGUCCUUAACGGGGAUCCAAGAAGAGAAUGCAUGAAGAAUGGGGAAUGGAAUCUUCCUGAAUAUGGAUUCACAGAAUGUUUGCGUGCUGAAGAAUACUCAUUGCGACAUGCUGCGGUGACAGCUGGACUGAUCCUCCUUGUCAUUUUACCUUUAGUGUGUUGUGUGCUAUUCGCAGUGAGAAAAUAUUACCAUAACUAUUACGAAAAGCCUUAUCCAGAACUUGGUCCGAAAAAUCUUUCUUUGGUUAGAGCUAAGAGUCGUUCUAAAUUGAGUCUUGCCAGUAUCGGAAGUCCGACUAAAGAUGGUGAUUUUUCACCAGUGUCAAGUCCUGUCUCUUCCGGUUCGACCGGAACACUUAAUUCGAAAAAACGACGGUCAUACGAUAAAGUAUAUCGAACACAUGAACCGUUACCUGGUAGACCAGAUAUCGAAUUCGAAAAUAAACCUUUCGAUCUGGAUGAAAAUAUGAUGGAUAGUCCGAGGUUCACACGUGAUGGCUAUGUCUUCGAUUCUGAUGGCUAUGCUCAGAUUGAGAAAACAAGACCACCUACAACAAGUACCAUAGUCUCAGAUGUCUGAAAAAACAUUUCAUUUAUACUUAUGAUUUUUCCGAACCAUUCUAACAUGUUCAAGGGUGACCAAUUAGGACAACUUCUGAGUUCUCUCUAGUAAUCUUUAUAGAAAAUGGGGUUCUUAUAUUUUGAUAUGGAUACCUACAUACUUGUUAUACGAAAUUUUAAGAUAAUUUUGGCAUACCAGUGUAAUGCU
Molecule: messenger RNA, 4215 nt
Organism: Coccinella septempunctata (seven-spotted ladybird)
Lineage: Eukaryota; Metazoa; Arthropoda; Insecta; Coleoptera; Coccinellidae
Gene: mesh
Product: protein mesh
Exons: 11
Coding region: 79-4026 (1315 amino acids)
Biological process (GO): cell-matrix adhesion
Source: RefSeq, a predicted model, not a curated record